GUGGGGGGGAAUCCCACGUUGACCAAUGGAACGUAGCAACUUUCAUUUGGAACGCGGAUACAUUGAGAGGGCGGGGCCUCGGCCUGGCAAGGCGGAAGCGCUGUCGCUGUCGGACAUGGCAGGAGCCCCGGUCUAUCUAGGUGCAGGGUGGGCUGGUUUUGACAGCACUGUCGAAAGCAUUAGCAAACUACCCCAGGAUUUGUUUGCAGAGGUGUGCCAGCAGAUCAUGUUACACCUACAAUGCAAAACCCCUGGUGUGAAUACGCUUGAAUUGGCUGAAAGACUUCAAACUGCUGGCGUUGAACUGGAUUUAGAAGCUACGAAGGAGCUGGUCCAUGUUAUCUCUUUGUUUUUCAGGUCAGCUGCACAGAGUAAUAUGUCAGCUGAAGAAUUUGUUGUGAAGCUAGCAGACAGCAGCAGUAAGUGGUCCAAGCAUGCACUUCAAGUUAUUCGUCAUGUGUGGACUGAACAGGGCAAACUAAUUGUGACACCAGGAGAUGCCAAGCACAUGCUCACCGUUGGACAGCUCGUGGACUUACAGUGGAAGCUGGGAAUGGCAGUCAGUUCAGAUAGCUGCAGAUCCCUAAACCACCCUUAUGUAACCAUGAUGCUGAAAGUAGCUGACCCCACAGGAGAAAUAAUCAGCAGAUCGUUCGAAAUGACCAUCCCUCAGUUUCAGAAUUUUUCGAAGCAGUUCCGGGAAGUGGCUGCUGUCCUUGAAAUGGUGUGAUGCCUGUGUGUAACCUGAACCCCCUCAGCAAGCCUUAUUUCUACUUCCAUUCCACAGAGGAGGAGGAGGUAGUUCCAUAAGAGAAGAGAAAGCACCCACACUCAGUUUUGAUCUAUGUACUUGGAUUACAUACCUAUUAUUUUCCAAUUGUUGGAUAUUAAUAAAUGCACUCAUUUUAUUAUAAAAUGAAGAAGCUCUGGGAGGAGUGGGAAGCAUAACCGUGUGUUGCCUGAAAAAAAUUGUGGCAUCCUCAUUUGCAGCUUGGAUGACGAUUGGGGAGUGGGAGGUUAUAUAAAAACAAUGCUGCAACCUAUAUUCGAGCAGGUCAGUAAAAUAGGUUGAAGUAAGUGCAUUUGUAGAAAUGUUGAAGGAGGGGCACUGGUUUGUGCAGUGCCUUCAAAGCCUUGUUUUACCUCCGACAUGUAUUUGAAUCUGUCUCGCCUUGGAUCGACAUUUCAAUGUGCCAGCUGCCAGUGUCUUAUGAAAUAAGCCUGGAUGAGCACUGGUCCAUACAAUAAAAAUCUUUGCUAACUGGCACCCCAUAUUGUCAGUUCUAUUCGAGGAUCAGUCACAAGGGUGAUUGAUGUGGCAACAUCAUAUUCUGAAAUUAAGUAAAUUGGCAGUAAGGAGGAGCUUUAUUUCUGCAACUAAUUGGGCCAUGUUCCAUAAGUGUCAAACUGUUAAGGUUUUUGGGAUUGAAAAGGAAGACUUACAUUUAUAUAGCGCCUUUCAAGACCAUCGCAUGUCCCAAAGUGCUUCACAGAUACCAAACUACUUUUGGAGUGUAGUCACUGUUGUAAUGACAAAAACGCAACAGUUAAUUUGCGUACAGCAAGCUCCCACAACCGCCAAUGUAGAUAAUCUAUUUGUUGAUGUUGAUUCAGGGGCAAACAUCGGCCACGACACCGGGGAUAACUCCCCAGCUCUUUGAAAUAAAGCCAUGGGAUCUUUUGCAUCUACAUGAGAGAGCAGACAGGACCUGAGUGCAACGUCUUGCCUGAAAAAUGGCAGCUCUGAAUGUGCAAUAUACUCUCAGUACUGCACUGGCAGUGUCGCUCUCGACUGCUGUGCUCAAGUCCUGGGGGUGGGAGUGAAAGUAACAAACUUGUAGCUCAGAGGUGAGAAUGACGCCAACUGAGCCAUGGCUGGUGCAGGGGCUUCGAAUGGAAGCGGAAAAGAGAAUUGAAGUUCUCGCUGGUCUAAUUAACUGUUGGAUCCAGUUGAGGGAGGGAGGGGAAGGUUUUGCUGAUGAUUACCCAAUGUUCAGCACCAUUUGCGAUUCCUUAGACACUCAAGCAGCCCAUGUUCAAAUGCUGCAAGACCUGGAUAAUAUCCAGGUUUGGGCUGAUAAGUGGCAUUCCAUAGCACCAUGUUUCAGAGCUCUGAGGGACGGACCGCAACUUCAGAAUUUCCACAUUAAUCUGCAUGUUCCCACCAUCCAGAAGUUGGGGUUCAUUUCAGAGGUAGUGACGGUGACCACUGAUAGGAUCGCUGUCAACAGCCCCCAACCCUUGCAAGCUGAAGGAACUGGUCUAACAUGGUGCUGCAUUGCCUUUACAUGCAGUCUAACGACAAAACCCACUUGCAUUUAUAUAGCACCUUGAAUGUUGUAAUAGAUUUGCGGGAAUGUAUCAUAAAAUUGCAGUGUUUCCUGCAUUGAAACAGGCCAUUUAGCCCAACUGGUAUGUGCCAGUACUUAAGUUCCACACAAGUCUCCUCCCAUCCUACUUCAUUGAACCCUGGCUGCAUAUCACUGAAUCUCAGUGCAGAAGAGGCCCUUCGGCCCAUCAAGUCUGCACGGACACAUAAGAAACACCUGACCUACCUUCCCUAAUCCCAUUAACCAGCACUUAGCUUAUAGCCUUGAAUGUUAUGACAUGCCAAGUUGUCAUCCAGGUACUUUUUAAAGGAUGUGAGUCAACCUGCCUCCACCACCCUCCCAGGCAGUCCAUUCAUUUCUCCCUCAUUUACUUAUCUUGAGUUGAUGCUCUGGUUCUUUGUCCUAAUGUCUCUUCCUUGACAAAAUUAACAGAUGGAAAGGGAUGCAAGGAUUAAAUUGAUGGGUCAUAUACAUUUGUAUGUAUGUAAUGUGUCAGAUAUAUCAUGUCAGAGGUUGCACCUAGCUGGUUGUUUAUAGAAGCCGAGAGGAGUGGGCAGGGUCUUUUUGAUCUUUGAUUCUUGAUUAACAAGGGGGUAAAACAUUAUCGGUGGUAGGCAGGACGGUGGGAUUGAAGUUACAUUCAGAUCAGCCAUGAUCUUAUUGAAUGGCGGAGCAGGCUCAAGGGGCUGAGUGGCCUACUCCUGCUCCUAAUUUAUAAGUUCGUAUGAGUGAGGUUUCAACUUUGGAAAAAGAAAGAUGUCUUAUAGUCAGUCUUUUCAGACUUCAUUUCGUUCAGGUAUUCAAUCUGUGUUAUGCUGGGCUGUUACUGGAAGCUGUCCACAGUGGGUAAAUACCUGUCAUUGUUAUCAGAAGCAGUCAAUACUGCACUUCAAUGCUCAUUGAUGCUCAUGUACCAAGUGGCUCCAAGUGACUAGCAUUUGCUUGUUGGGGAUGUCUCUCAGUCCUGUUUAAUCUCAUACAAUUCAGGAAGAUGAUUAUGCUCAUAUACUGGGUGGAUAAAAUAAUAAAAUAUUUGUCCAAUUUUUAAUUUUUGGAAAUACUGCAGAUGAGUUCAUUUUUGGUAUUGUACCAGUGAUAAUGAGAUCAGGUGGAUUUGAGCGAUGUGCCUAUCUCUCUAAUGGAGAGAGAUGUCUAUCGUCCUUUGUGGACUGCAGCUACUUACCAUUACUAUACUUUGCUACAAUAAAAUGAAACUGCUUUGUUAACUCUGAUCCUAUGUUGAACAUCAUCUGCACUUUUGGACAGGGGAUCUCAUUCUUUUGAAUGAAUAUCAUUACAAAAUGAAAUGAAUAAUAAAUUUAAAAGUUGCUA
Molecule: messenger RNA, 3662 nt
Organism: Carcharodon carcharias (great white shark)
Lineage: Eukaryota; Metazoa; Chordata; Chondrichthyes; Lamniformes; Lamnidae
Gene: commd6
Product: COMM domain containing 6
Exons: 7
Coding region: 26-730 (234 amino acids)
Molecular function (GO): NF-kappaB binding
Source: RefSeq, a predicted model, not a curated record